This is a messenger RNA of Colletotrichum higginsianum IMI 349063, 1173 nucleotides long. RefSeq names its product Lps glycosyltransferase. The transcript is spliced from 3 exons. The record is from RefSeq and is a predicted model, not a curated record. The coding region runs from base 1 to 1173 and encodes 390 amino acids. Lineage: Eukaryota; Fungi; Ascomycota; Sordariomycetes; Glomerellales; Glomerellaceae.
AUGAUGCAUUUCCUCCCCAUCAGGCCAACGUCCAGGAGGGACUUAUGCAUCAUCGGAGCAGUCUUCAUCACGAUUGUGUUCGUGCUGCAUAAACCAUUCCUUGGCCAUAUUCGGAGCACCUCGGCUUCGCCUAGCUUGAUAGCCGAUAUCAACAAUACCACACUGGGCUUUGAAAAGAUUCUGGUUGUCGGCCUACCGAGCCGAACAGAUCGCCGAGAUGGCAUGAUUCUCCAGGCCGCACUCAGCAACAUAGACAUCGACUUCAUCGACGGUGUUCCUGGCAACACCGUCUCCGAUAAAGCAAUCCCAAAGACGACCGAGCACGACCGCUUGAAUGACGGUGCCAUAGGCUGCUGGCGCGGUCAUAUGAACGCACUGGGAGAAAUUGUUCGUCGAAACCUGUCUUCGGCCCUCAUCCUCGAGGACGAUGUCGACUGGGACAUCAGGAUCAGGUCACAGCUUCACGACUUUGCCCUCGCCACCCAUGCGCUUACUCAGCCCCUGCUGGAAGCACCCUCUUCUUUCGUUGAUUCAACAUACCCAAAGCCGUCCGAAAACUCCCCCGGAACGGUGCCGGACAUUCCUUUUGACCAUCUUCCUGCCACUGUCCCGCCCACUUUCUCGCCUUACGGCGACGAUUGGGACCUCUUGUGGAUCGGCCAUUGCGGCAUGCAUUUCCCCUUUCCCGACAGGAGCGUGCCCAAAGCCCGCGUCAUUCACGCCAAUGACGUGACGGUCGCUCCGAAGAAGAACCUGUGGACCUUCAACAUCCCUUUCACUUUGAAGGAGAAGUACCCCGAACAUACCCGCGCCGUCCAUCAUGUGCAGGAAGGCGUCUGCACCCUCGGCUAUGCCGUCAGCCAGAAGGGAGCGAGAAGGCUGUUGCAAGAGGUCGCAUUGAAAGACGUGAGCGAUGCUGUAGACAUCCUUCUGAGGUUCUUUUGCGAAGGCGGCAAGGGACGCAAAUCGCACAACUGCUUGACGUCACAGCCUGCGUUCUUCCACCAUCAUCGCCCGGCCGGUCCAAUGAGUUCUAUGAGCGACAUCGGUAAUCAUGACGGCUUCAGGGACACCAGUAUGACCGAUAUGGUGAGAUGGAGUGUGAGGCUGAAUGCGGAUGCACUUUUGGAAGGAAGGACGGACUUUGUCGACCAAUACCCAGACGACAAGUGA